Messenger RNA from Pseudoliparis swirei, 1716 nucleotides. It is a transcript of the gene wfikkn2b, whose product is annotated as WAP, follistatin/kazal, immunoglobulin, kunitz and netrin domain containing 2b. The coding region runs from base 1 to 1716 and encodes 571 amino acids. Gene Ontology annotation, cellular component: extracellular region. The transcript has 2 exons. The record is from RefSeq and is a predicted model, not a curated record. Gene Ontology annotation, molecular function: protein binding; serine-type endopeptidase inhibitor activity. NCBI's taxonomy places the organism in Eukaryota, Metazoa, Chordata, Actinopteri, Perciformes, Liparidae.
AUGUGGUGGAUGCUCUUCCCCCGGUGGAUCUGGUUCCUGGCGUGUGUGUCGGUGUGGAUGGAGCAGCAGGACGGAGUUUUGCCCGAUGCCACCUCCUCGCACCCGGGGGUCUGCCCCAACGACAUGAACCCCAACCUGUGGGUGGACGCCAUGAGCACCUGCACACGGGAGUGUGCGUCUGACCGGGAGUGUGAGUCCUUUGAGAAGUGUUGCCAAAAUGUGUGUGGGAACCGGAGCUGUGUGGCGGCCCGCUUCCUGGACGGGAAGAAAGGCCCCGUGGGGAUGCCCACGGGCGCGUCCUGCACCGGCUUCACGUGCGCCCAGCAGGGGUCCGAGUGCGACAUCUGGGACGACCAGCCGGUGUGUAAGUGCCGCGACCGCUGCGAGAGGGAGCCGCAGUUCACCUGCGCGUCCGACGGCUUGACCUACUACAACAAGUGCUACAUGGACGCCGAGGCGUGCUCCAAGGGCGUCGUCCUGGCCGUGGUCACGUGCCGCUUCCACCUCACCUGGCCCAACACCGGCCCGCCGUCGCACCGGGCGACCACGCUCCGCCCGACCACCGCCGCCCCCCUGCCUCCCACCGAGCCCGAGACGCUCGUCGCGGUCGGCAGCCCCGCCCGCCAGACCGUGGCGGCGGGGGACACGGCCAGCUUCCUGUGCGACGUGUCGGGUCGCCCCCGGCCCGAGAUCACCUGGGAGAAGCAGCGGGACGGGGCGGAGGCGGCGGCCAUGGGGCCCAAUCACGUGCGGGGGAACAUGGCGGUCACGAACAUCGGUCAGCUGGUCAUCUACAACGCCCAGCCGCACGACUCGGGCGUCUACACAUGCACGGCUCGGAACCCCUCCGGCUCGGUGCGGGCCCACCACCCGCUCACCGUGCUGCCGCCGGAGCCACCGGUAACCCCCGCGCCCAAGAAUCUGACCCGCUGCCCGCCAGAAGAGUGCCGGAAACCCCCCGACGCCCCCGAGGAGUGUGGCGGCGAGCUGGAGAAGGUCAGCUGGUACUCGGAGCCCAAGACCAACAGCUGCUUCUCCUUCGCCCACUGCCACGCGGACCGCCGGCGGCCCGGGAAGCUCUUCGACACCUACGAGGAGUGUAUGCAGUGCUGCGGGCCCGAGCUCUUGGGCCCCUGCGGGCUCCCCAGCCUGCAGGGGCCCUGCAAGGCCUACGAACCGCGCUGGGCGUACAGCGGCAACCUGCGGCAGUGCCAGUCCUUCAUCUACGGCGGGUGCGAGGGCAACGGCAACAACUUUGACUCCAAAGAAGCCUGCGAGGAGACGUGCCCCUACCCCAAGAACCACCACUGCAAGGCCUGCAGGCCCCGAGGCAAGAUGGUGACGAGCUUCUGCCGGAGCGACUUUGUCAUCCUGGGCCGCAUGACGGAGCUCACGGAGGAGAAGGACUCGGGCCACGCCCUCGUGACCGUGGACGAGAUCCUGAGGGACGAGAAGAUGGGCCUGCGCUUCUUCGGCGAGGAGCCGCUCGAGGUCACCUUCCUCGACAUGGACUGGAGAUGCCCGUGCCCGAACAUCACGGGCGUUGCCGCCGAGGGGCCGGUGAUCAUCAUGGGCAGCGUGAGCGACGGCAUGGCCGUGCUGCGCCCGGAGAGCUUCGUGGGCUCGUCCAGCCCGCGGAGAGUCCGGAAGCUGAGAGAGGUCAUCUCCAAGAACACGUGUGACAUUCUCAAGGCGAUCACCAACAGUCCGCAGUAG